Messenger RNA from Amaranthus tricolor (Joseph's coat), 2000 nucleotides. RefSeq names its product cold shock domain-containing protein 3. Lineage: Eukaryota; Viridiplantae; Streptophyta; Magnoliopsida; Caryophyllales; Amaranthaceae. The transcript has a single exon. Gene Ontology annotation, molecular function: nucleic acid binding; zinc ion binding. The record is from RefSeq and is a predicted model, not a curated record. Bases 104 to 799 code for a protein of 231 amino acids.
CCAAUAUCCCAAUUUUUAAUAUUUAGGGUUUAUUACUUCCAAGAUCAAAUCUUUAGGGUUUAUUACAUCGAAAAUCACAUUUUUAGGGUUUAUUGAUUCACUAAUGGCGGAAGAAUCCCGAUGCAGAGGAGAGGUUCGUUGGUUUAGUGAUACGAAAGGUUAUGGUUUUAUCAAACCGGAAGGCGACGGUGAAGAUCUUUUCGUUCAUCAUUCGUCUAUUAAAUCCGAAGGUUAUCGCUCCUUAACCGAAGGUGAAAUCGUCGAAUACACUUUUUCCGUUGGAGAUGAUGAUAAACCUAAAGCUGUUGACGUUACUGGUCCUAACGGCGCUUCCAUUCAACCUCCUCGUCGAUCCAAACCUUUCAUAGGUGGAGGCGGUGGAGGUUGCUUUAGCUGUGGAGGUCAUGGACACAUCGCUCGUGAAUGUGUUAAUAAUUCUAGAACAUUUUCUGGUGGACCACCGCGUCGUGGUGGUGGUGAUGAUGGGUCGUGUUACACUUGCGGCCAAGUUGGGCACUUUGCCCGAGAAUGCCGACGCGGUGAUGGUGGUGGUAGUGGUGAUGUAUCGUGUUAUAAUUGUGGGCAGGUCGGGCACUUUGCCCGAGAAUGCCGACGCGGUAAUGGUGGGGGUAACAAUGGUGGGGGUGGAGCCUGCUAUAAUUGUGGAGAGUACGGACAUUUGGCGCGGCAUUGUAAUCAAGGCGGCGGUGGAAGCGGCGGAAGCAGCGGAAACGGCGGUGGAUGUUAUAACUGUGGAAAAGAUGGGCACUUUGCUAAGGAUUGCAUUGAGGGAAACUAAAGUAAAGUAUAAAUUAGUACCUAAAUACUAUAUGUUUAUUAUUAUUAUUAUUAUUAUUAUUAUUAUUAUUAUUAUUAUUAUUAUUAUUAUUAUUAUAAUUAUAGUUAUUAUUUAUUAUUAAUAUUAGUAUUAUUAUAAUAAUAAUAAUUAUUAUUUUAUGGUAUUAUGCUUAGUUUUGGGUCUGCCCUGUUUUAGGCUGGUUAUACACAGCAUGAUGGGUUUUGACUUUGAAACAAUGGUAAUAUUUUGGGCGUUGUUUGCGGAUUUAUAUGUGGUAAAUCAUGAUUUGGUAGACUCAUUGUUAGAAGCAUUAUUAUAUGAGCUUUGAUUUGUAUUAUUGAUUGGUUUAAUGGUGAUGCAUUUUUUUAAAUUAGUGUUGAUGAUUUUUGGGUUCUUUGGUAUCGACAUAUUUGUUGAUAUUGUUCCUGAUUUUAAUGUGAAGUUUUGUGUUGUCAUAGGGUCAUGGUGUCUACCAAUUUAUUUAAUUAGUAUGGUGAAAUUAAGAUUGCAAAAUUAUAGACGGUCUCAUUAUAAUGAGCCAAUUUAAGACCUCAUCAUAGUGAGACUUCAAACACGGGGCUCUUACUGUUUUGGGUAAAACCGGCCGCAUUCGUCUAGUCCUCCCAUGAAGAAAGUAUGGGUAUGGAUUGUCUGUCACCUUCCCUCAUCCAAACCACUGCUUUUGAGUGGGAUAUUGGGUGUGAUGAUGAUGAUCAUAGUGAGACGGUAGUAAAUGAGAAUUUGUGAUUAGUUACUGUGUGAGUUAACUAUUGGGGUUGAAUUCCGAUUCCAUAGUGUGCAAAUCGGUGUGUGCAACACUGGCUGAAUUGUAUCUUGUGGGUGCAUUGUGGAUGAACUAUGAAGUAUCCAGACCUUUCUCCUCAUUUCUUUUGUGGUGCUGGUUAUGUGGUAGAAUACUCACAAGUCCGGUGAGAUGGUAGGAGUUGAUGCCCUUUCAAAAUGUUUACUGGAUGGCCAGCAGAAGACACCGAACUAUACCUUGCUUCUUUAUUGCCUAAACAAUGCUUCUUUCAUUAGCCUCAUAGCCAAAUUUUGGUUCUUUCAUUCCACUCUUAGCAUAUGCUUUGCUUAUUUCAUUGCACCUUAAGCCAACUCGUGAUUCUUUCAUUCGCCUCUACAAACUAGGAGACCUAGGAAGAUCUACCUCCUGCACAUCUUACUUUGAGCCAUCUUAAUACUA